CCGCCCCACGUUUGGGUCGGGCAAGAACUCGGCGUCUUCGUGUCUCUGGCAGCUUCAAGUGCCAGUCCAAACGACAGCUCCAUCACUCCCGAGUUCGCCACGAAGGUGUAGAGUCGUCACCAAGCGCCAGUCUCCCGAACAUGCGUCUACAAGCGAUCCGACCGCUGCGCAGCCUGCUGCACUCGAAUGUCACCGUUUCCAGCACGUUGCGGGCCUGGGGCAUACGCAACUUUGCGUCGGCGCUGGUCGACAAACAGCAGGAAGACGAGCGCAUCAGAAAAGUGGUGAAACUGGCCAGCGAGCAAGCUGUACGCGUCACGUUCGAGGAUGGCGCCACCGCCAAGUUCCACAAGCUCUGGUUGCGUGAUCACUGCCGCUGCAAGCACUGCAUGCACCCGGAGACGUACCAGCGCCAGCUCGACACCGCCUCCAUCCCCAUGGACACGCCAUUCCACCGGCUAGAGGUCACGAACGCUGGCGGCGCCUUGGCCAUCGACUGGGAUGCGCCUGUGCGUGGCACCCCGUGCACAUCCAGUGAGUUCGAUGCGCAAUGGUUGCGCGACCACGCGUACGCCCUGGAAGGUGGCAAUGCGGAGGAUGAGGACACAGAGCCCUACCCCAAGUCUUACCGUCAGCCACGCCUGACGACCCAGAAGCUUUGGGCCGGCGCCGACUUCCAGCUGCCCACACACAGCUACAACAAAUGCGUAGACAACAUCGAGCCGCUCAUGCGCGAUCUGUACACUAACGGGCUGGUGCGUGUAUCGGGCACGCCCACCUCGAUGGAAGCCACUGAGAAGUUCUCCAAGAAGAUCGGCUUCGUAUUACGUACGAUCUACGGGACCAUGUGGACAACCAACCCCACGAACGACGCCGAGGACUACAACGACACGGCGUCGACGAACCUGGAGCUGUUGCACCACACUGACGGCACGUACAUCCGUGACCCGCCUGGACUGCAGAUCUUCAAUUGCGCGGCCCAGGCUGGUGAGGGCGGUGAGAGUCGCUAUGUGGACGCGUUCCAUGUCGUGGAGACGUUAAGGAAGGAGAAUCCGGAGGCUUUCCGCGUGCUGAGUACGACGUCGCUUCCGUACUUCACUGUGGACAAUGACGCGCAUCUGGCCACUAUGGAGCCACUCAUCCGAGUCGACUACGCUGGCAACGUCGUGCAGUUCCGUCAUAACGACUACGAUCGCGCUCCGCUGACGCAUCUGAGCUUUGAGGAGGUUGGUGAGUUCUACCAGGCACACCGCAAGCUGCUGGAAGUCUUGCGUAGACCAGAGAUGGAGUUCUGUAUGAAACUCCAGGUGGGUGACAUGGUAGUCGUGGACAACCAACGUGUGAUGCACGGCCGCCACGCCUUCCAGGGUGGAGAUCGAGCCCUCAUUGGCUGCUACAUUGGUCGGACGGAGUAUGAAAGCCGCCUACGUGUACUCGGCAUCAUUUGAUCGCAAUGACGAGGAUCGAAAAGACACACAAAACCAAGGAAGGGAACGUGUCUUGGUACCCCUUGAUCAGUUAAUUAACGUUUAACCUUUUA
Phytophthora infestans T30-4 is the source of this 1540-nucleotide messenger RNA. Its product is annotated as trimethyllysine dioxygenase, putative. Gene Ontology annotation, cellular component: mitochondrion. The record is from RefSeq and is a predicted model, not a curated record. Gene Ontology annotation, biological process: carnitine biosynthetic process. The transcript has a single exon. Lineage: Eukaryota; Oomycota; Peronosporomycetes; Peronosporales; Peronosporaceae. Gene Ontology annotation, molecular function: iron ion binding; trimethyllysine dioxygenase activity. Bases 141 to 1448 code for a protein of 435 amino acids.